AUAAAAAAAUUAGAGAUAUAUUGGGAUGUAGCAAGGGAUUUGAGUGAAGUGUAACGCAAAAAGAUGAAAGGAAGCAGCAACAAGGGUAACAAGAAGGAGAAUAAGACGAAGACGAAGAUAGAAGAUGAAGUUGAAGAAAUGUUGCAGGCAGCGCAAGAUCAGAUUCUGUUGAAUCUCUCCCAAGCCCACAUCGCCCGUGCUUCUUCUUCUACUCUAAAUCUGGAUCCGGGUACGGCUACGGGUCUAGAUCUGGAUCUUGAUCUGGAACGUCGAUUCCAAGCUCUCAAAAUGAAAACCAAACCUAACCCCAAACAACAAGAACAACAAAAUCAAGAUCUCACUGCCAGAUUUGAUGCUCUCAAGGCCAAAUCAUCCAAUUCCAAUUUCAAUUUCAAUUCCGAUUCCAAUUAUUGCAAAGAUGAAGAAGAUAGCGAAGACGACGAAGAGACUCAAGUUCAGAAACUCAUCGAGUGGGCUAAGGAUGCCGCAAGGCUUGAUCCUUCUCCGCCCUCCGAUGACGACCAAAUUCACUGAGAUCUAUAGAAUUCAUGUCAUUUCUAUUCUGCUGUUACGCCUUCAUACAUAUCAUCAAAAUUUAAUUUAGGUGUUUUCUUUUUACAGUUUCUGUAUAUAUAUCUCCUUCAAACAUCUUUUCUGUUUCUCA
Molecule: messenger RNA, 664 nt
Organism: Vigna unguiculata (cowpea)
Lineage: Eukaryota; Viridiplantae; Streptophyta; Magnoliopsida; Fabales; Fabaceae
Source: RefSeq, a predicted model, not a curated record